AACGGCUGAGCUUCAGCUAAAUCCUGGGAACCACAUUCUACUUUCAGUUUUGUUUCAAACUGACUUCCUUUACGGUUUCUGUCUUCGCUUGGCCUCUGAGGCAUGUUCCUCAAAUACUUUCUGAAAAACAAAAUCUAAAAGAAGAACACAUGAAAGUUUACUUUGAAAAAUGUCUCCUCUGAAAUACUGGAUGACCGUCAUCUGCACUUUGUUCAUCGCCAUCGGAGCUGCUUCUGGUCAAGAAGUGAAAAACGUUUUUGUUGAAGUCGGUGGUAGAGUGUCUUUUCAGCCGACCAGCAUAAAUCCUUAUGUCAGCAGCAUUUUAUGGAAACAAAGAGACGGUGAAUCUGUUGUAAAAGCGAUUGAAUGGGAUGCUGAAGAUGGCGUUUUCAUCCCGAAUAAGAAUUUCAAUAACAUCACAACUCUUAAUAAGGAGACUGGACAAAUCACUAUAACUAAUUUAACUGUUGAACGUAGUGGACUUUACACCAUCGAUAUCAACCAUAAAGAGGAGGAACAAAGAUUCAAAUUGGAAGUUUUGCCACUGCUCCCCAAACCUGUGAUAAAACUAGAGAAGAUUAAAGUUAACCCUGAUGCGGUGUAUUUAAUAUGCGAGUACAGUGAAACGAUCAUCUGGAAGAAUUCUACUGGAGGCACACUGAAGGGUUCACCCCACAGUCCAAAAGGAGAACUUAUCACAGUUGAAAAACAAGGAAAUCCAGAUGUCUUCUACACAUGCACACUCGAGAAUGCCUUGAGAAAUAGCACCAGUGAUCCGGUCUAUGAGAGAGAUCUGUUUAAAGAGAGUGGACUUUGGUGGACAGCUUUCAUCAUCAUCCCAAUCUUGAUACUGGUCCUCUUUGUUCUCCUCUAUAAGGUCUGGUCAAGGUUUCAUAGAAAGAAGUAUAAUGUAACGUCCAAAGAGGGGUUUCUCCUGAAGUUCACCAUCAUCUCCAAUGUGUUAAGCGUGCUGAGCUCCAGAUUGUUGAGACUGCACCAGACAGCCAGCUCUUUAACCUGAAGAGGCAAACUGGGCAAACUGAAGAGGAUCCAGUAAGAGUCCAGUAAUGUCCUUCAGGUGGGCCAGCUACCUUCAUCCACCAGCAAUGUGGAGAAUCAACAACUGGCAGACAAUCUGAAAGAGUUUUACUGCAGGUUUGAAAAAAACACUCAACACGCCCUGAACACCUCUCCUCACCACCACUCACACCAUUCACACCUCCUGCAACCCUCCUCUCCCCCACAUCUGACAUUCAGGUGACAUUAAGGUGAGGUGUGCCAGGUCUUCCAGAAGCAGAAAGGCUUGAUCAGGCUUGAUCUCAGAUGUGGCACGUCACUGCACACUACGAAGCCGCAAGGCAGGACAUUGACCUGGUUGACCUCAGCAUAACGCUGAAGAAUAAGUGUUUCCUUCCACCAGUUAUUUUCAUACUUGAUUUAUGUUGCCAAAUCAUAUGUGAGUUCUACAGAAUCAAGGUGAAGUUUUUGACGAAGGCUUGGAACACAGGAGGUUGUUUUCCAAACGAGGAAAGAGGCAAGUCUGGAAAAGUGCAGGUGCAUGAGGGUGUUUUGUAAUUUCUAAAGAUGUGGCAGGAGGACAUUGAUAGGACAGCAAACACCCACGUGGUCCUAGUCCAAAACUGGAUUCACUGAGAGACAUGCUUGUAAUUCUGGUAAGAAUUAAUGGCUUGGGUGUAAUCAGAAGUCACAGAGGGAUCUGGCAGUGGCCCUACAAAAUAAGACUGAAUGCAAACACUGAAUUAGAAACAAAUGCAAUAAUAAUGAUACAUUCAGUGCAGCUACUGAGAAUAUAUUUAAUACAUAUAAGGAUAUCUUUUGGAUUACACCAAAAUAAACUUUCCUUCCAGUCUGCAUCAUACCUGCGUGAGCUCUGUAAAGGCUGGAUGAAAUGCCAUCUCUUUGUGUUGACAGAUAACUUUGGUGCAAUAACAAUGAGUUGUAAUGUUUACUAAAGAAGUCACUUUUGCUCAUCAAGGCUGCAUUUAUUUGAUCAUCUUGCAAAAUGUUAUUAGAAGAUAAAAUAAUGGUUUCUUUUUUAAUAUCCUUAAAAAUAUAAUUUAUUUCUGUGAUGCAAAGCAGAAUUUACAUCCUCUAUUACAAAACUCCUACAGGAUAGUGACGUUUCCCUGUUUACAUUAAGAAUGCAACACCCAGAGAGGAACCAAUCUGCCUUCCCAGGUAAUUAGCAGCCAGAACCUGGAGUGAGGAGAAGAGAGACUCACAGCGGGAAAGAAAAAACAAAACAAAACACAUAGGCACAUAUCACAGCGUGAAAUAAUAAGUCCAUGGGACAUAACAUAUUAGAAUGAUCAAUGUUAGCAACAGUUGUUCUGCCAUAUUUUAUUUUUAUUUUUAUUUUUAAUGAAAAUUGCAAUACUUUUUU
Molecule: messenger RNA, 2404 nt
Organism: Carassius auratus (goldfish)
Lineage: Eukaryota; Metazoa; Chordata; Actinopteri; Cypriniformes; Cyprinidae
Product: SLAM family member 7-like
Exons: 6
Coding region: 170-1021 (283 amino acids)
Cellular component (GO): membrane
Source: RefSeq, a predicted model, not a curated record